CCACUAGCCAUUAUACUGAAAGAGAACAAACUUACUGGUUCCAACUAUAUUGAUUGGAAAAGAAACCUGGACAUUGUUCUUACUGCUGAAAGCUAUAAGUUUGUACUAACUGAGGCUUGCCCUGAUGCACCUGACGGUGACUCUACCCCAGAGGAGAUUAAGUAUCAUAAGAAAUGGGUAAAAGCUGAUGAGAUAGCGCGGUGUUACAUUUUGACAUCAAUGUCAAAUGUAUUGCAACAUCAGCAUCAAGAUUUACCAACAGCUUAUGAUAUAUUGAACAAUCUCAAAGAACUCUUUGGGCACCAGAGUCGGACUGAUAGGCAAGAGGCAAUGAGGAAGUUAAUGACAGCCACCAUGUCUGAGGGGACACCCGUAAGGGAUCAUAUCCUCAAAAUGAUGGCUUAUCUUAAUGAAAUACAAGUCCUUGGAGGAGAAAUCGAUGGGGAAACCCAGGUCGAUAUAAUUCUCCAAGCGCUACCCAAAAGUUUUGAGCAGUUCUGCCUGAACUAUAACAUGAACAAAAGAGAGUAUACGUUGGCGGAACUUCUGACAGAACUACAGGCAGCAGAGGGAAUAUUUCGUAAAAGUUCUCAGAUUCACUAUGCUGAAAAUGGUUCGACUUCUAAGCCGAAAGACAAGAAGAAGAAG
Molecule: messenger RNA, 648 nt
Organism: Zingiber officinale
Lineage: Eukaryota; Viridiplantae; Streptophyta; Magnoliopsida; Zingiberales; Zingiberaceae
Exons: 1
Source: RefSeq, a predicted model, not a curated record